CCUGUUAUCAGCCUUGGCUCAGUUGUCUCCAUAAACUCAAGAAAAGCAUAACAAAUUAUCUUUUACUGUUAGAAUUUACCAUAAAAAUUAUACAUUCUGUAUUAUGACAUACGCAACCACUGGGGGGCAGUAUUGGAGACUAAGUUGGCCAAUAUGGUGUUUUUUUAUUUCCAAGUACGUGCUUUUUUACAUAUAUUUUGCUGAUGUCAUUCAUGAAUUUACAUUAUGUUAGCAUUUAAUGCGUUAUAAGUAUUUCCACAAAGCGUAGCUUGCGGUGGAAAAUAGCUUGGACCUGUGGUUUUGUAAAAUAAAAACGGGGGAUAUUUUUGUGACUGUACAGGUAUUGAUUGUUCCAUUUCGUCCUGGUCUGGGCGCAGGGUGCCACUAAAGGGAUUCCCCACCUCGGAGCUGCGUGGGUUGAGCUGAGUUUUACAGAAAUGAAGGCGCGUUUGCUCCCCAUCUUCUUUAGAACCUUUGACAGACUCCUCCCUGUAAGAGGAAAAAAAAAAAAAAAAAAAAAAAGAAAAGACGCAAUAACGUUUAUAGGACCCCGAAAGUUGCAUUACAGAUUUCCGCGGUGGACCCUACAUCUCUAAAGAUGAACCCGGAUGAAGACAAUGGUCUGUCGGGCAGCUGCGGCAACGGCAAGCUGAGGCAGUGGCUGAUAGAGCAGAUUGACAGCAGUAGAUAUCCUGGUCUGGUUUGGGAAAACGAUGAGAAAACCAUCUUUAGGAUUCCGUGGAAACACGCAGGAAAACAGGACUACAACAGAGACGAGGACGCGGCACUCUUUAAGGCAUGGGCAAUGUUCAAGGGAAAAUUUAAGGAAGGAGUUGACAAACCAGAUCCCCCCACAUGGAAAACCAGACUACGCUGUGCCCUUAAUAAGAGCAACGACUUUGAUGAAAUUGUGGAAAGAAGCCAACUGGACAUCUCAGACCCAUACAAAGUUUACAGAAUCAUUCCAGAGGGAGCCAAAAAAGGUAUAAAAAUGAGCCGCAUGGAGGAGACACCAUCCCAGCCACUUGGAUAUAUUCCGCCGUAUACGUCACUUCACAACCAGGUACCCAGCUUUGUGGUGUCUCCAGAAAGAAGGGACUGGAGAGAUUAUCAUGCACCGCCAGAACAACAUUCUCUUUCUAACGCAAAUCACCAUGGACAACAUGCAGACCUGCAGUACGGUCAAUGCCACUACCAGUCACCGAUCAGCCGAGUUUGGCCUGGUUCGCACACAGAAAAUGGUUUUCAGCUCUCAUUCCACACGUACUUUUCAGAGUCUCAGCCACCAAUGUAUACAAUGGACCACAACAAUGCCAUAUCAGAUGUCAGCCUGCAUGUGUCCCUUUACUACAGAGAAACACUGGUGAAAGAAGUCACUGUCACCAGUCCAGAAGGUUGUCGGAUCACCUCCGCCUCCCCAUCCUCUUCCUCCUCCUCUUCUCCAUGCCCAGAGGACAAGUUUCACAACAGCGCGGAAAUCGUUCUUUUUCCUUCCCCCUACCCCGAGUCUCAGAGGCAAGGAGCCGAGAUGCUUCCCAACAUCCUGGAGAAAGGGGUGCUCCUAUGGAUGACGGCUGAUGGGCUCUACGCCAAGCGCCUGUGUCAGGGACGGGUGUACUGGGAAGGACCUCUGGCUCCAUAUGUGGAUAAACCCAACAAGUUGGAGAAGGAGCACCCAUGCAAACUGUUUGACACCCAUCAGUUUCUUAUUGAUCUACAAGAUUUUGCCCAUAAUGGUCGUCACCUUCCAAGACACCAGGUGGUACUUUGCUUUGGAGAUGAAUAUCCUGAUCCGCAACGUCCCAGGAAGCUCAUCACAGCACAAGUGGAGCCAAUGUUUGCCAAGAAGCUGGUCUACUAUUACCAGCAGAACGCUGGGCAUUACCUGCGAGCCUACGAUCACAUUCAAGAACAGAACACCUCUCCAACAAUUGACUAUCCUUCUCAGAGACCCAUACAGCAUAUUCAGGAGUGAAAGGCAUGCCAACAUAGCCACCACACCACACAAGCACAUAAGCAAGAAGGAUAUUAAUGUGAAUGUAAAGCUGUGAAUGUGUAUCAUGCCUUAAAACUGCAAUACCCAUGUGUACUGUAAAUGACUGGUUUAGGCAGUGAGGGGCUGAGAUGGGGAAGACCCUGUACGUUUUUACACGCUUGUUGUAUCAGGGACUGGGGAGUAAGAUGUUAUUUUUUUCUUCUUCAGCAAAUAUUAUUGUGACAGUGUGAAGGAUGCGGUUUGAGGGUGGGGGAGAUGAGCGGAGAGGAGGGCAAGCUGAGACAGGAAGUACUAGCACAGGUGCACAGGAAGAAUGGCCCCUAAGACAAACACUGAUAUGUCUGCGACAUAAGCCAGUCUGAAUGAAUGGUUAUUAUUCACAGGUAACAGUAGUUCUUUCAUUUCGUUUACUGGCGCUGCAUUCUCAAUGCAGCUCAUUUACUUUAUAAUCUACAACACUUGGCAUGCAAGAUUAACAAAGUAGACACGAGACAUAUGCUUAUGAAAAAACGCAGCACAACAGUGAAUUUAUUCUACGGCAAGUUUUUGAAGCUCCCCAACUUGUGAUUUUUUUUCUUUCAUGUGUGAUUGACACGUCUUGUUUAUUCUGGCCUUUUGUUUGACUUUUCGGUUUCUUGUGAAAUACUGUAUAGUUUAACUUCUUCAAGCCUGGGAAUAAAUAUUUUUAAAAAACA
Girardinichthys multiradiatus is the source of this 2691-nucleotide messenger RNA. It is a transcript of the gene irf4a, whose product is annotated as interferon regulatory factor 4a. Gene Ontology annotation, molecular function: RNA polymerase II cis-regulatory region sequence-specific DNA binding; protein binding; DNA-binding transcription factor activity, RNA polymerase II-specific. The coding region runs from base 599 to 1975 and encodes 458 amino acids. The record is from RefSeq and is a predicted model, not a curated record. Gene Ontology annotation, cellular component: nucleus. Gene Ontology annotation, biological process: regulation of transcription by RNA polymerase II; immune system process. NCBI's taxonomy places the organism in Eukaryota, Metazoa, Chordata, Actinopteri, Cyprinodontiformes, Goodeidae. The transcript is spliced from 9 exons.